Molecule: messenger RNA, 1407 nt
Organism: Labrus mixtus (cuckoo wrasse)
Lineage: Eukaryota; Metazoa; Chordata; Actinopteri; Labriformes; Labridae
Gene: rmnd1
Product: required for meiotic nuclear division 1 homolog
Exons: 12
Coding region: 101-1345 (414 amino acids)
Biological process (GO): positive regulation of mitochondrial translation
Source: RefSeq, a predicted model, not a curated record
UACAAAACUUUAUUAGCAAACACGAAACACGCCUCCCUCCUAGUACAGUAUCGCGACGCACUAUGUAUCUAAUCUCACCUGUUCACCUGCAAAUGCCGAGAUGCUUCACCGUUCAUUGUGGUCCCGGUUGGGAGCUCAGCUGCUUGUGAAGAGGAAACCGGUCUUCUUCUAUGCCUCGGCCACUCUCCCGCAGUCUAUUCAACCACUCAACUAUGAAACCAAACCCGGGAGGACUCACUCAAAUCGCUCUUUUCCUCGGAUAUUUUCGAGGACCUUCUUUUUAAACACUCAUCUCCAGCAGCAUGACCGCAGAAGAGAUGUUCUGCCUGCUUCAUGCGGGCUUAGCAGAAGUGGACAGACACGUUUCUAUUCACCCAGUCUUGUGAAAUCUGUUUUGAAAACAACUUUAAAACCAGCAGUGGUGCCUGGAAAAAAGGCUCCCAAAGGACCAAGAACAAAACAACCCUCUCGAGCCAAUCAGCCUGCCCUGAAUAACGACCAGGAUAUGAUGCAGUGUAUUGCCUAUGCAACAGCAGAUCAGUAUCAUUUGCCGACACUUUGCCACGACUUGAUAAGCCACGACUUCCACGAGUUAGAUUUACCAAGAGAUGCUUCAAACGUGCUGGUGAUAAGCACAGAUAAGACUUCUAAACCAGAAGACGAGGCUUUGAUGUUCUUCUUCAGGGAAGGCUCAGUGGUUUUCUGGAACGUUGAGGAGAAAACGAUGAAACAGGUGAUGAGAUUAUUGGAACGGCAUGAGAUCCAGCCUUAUGAAGUGGCAUUAGUUCAUUGGGAAAAUGAGGAGAUUAACUACGCUGUUGGAGAUGGCAACACAAAGCUUGAGCGCGGCAACAUCUUUCUGAGUGACCAGAUGGAUCAAGCUGAGGCUGUUCUGGAGAAAUUUGCUUUUUCAAAUGCCCUGUGUUUGUCAGUGAAGCUGGCUAUAUGGGAGGUGUCAUUAGACAGCUUUGUAGAGUCAAUUCAAUCUAUACCAGAGACGUUGAAGUCUGGCAAAAGAGUUAAGUUGUCCUCAGCAGAGGUCAUGAAGAAGAUAGGGGAGCUUUUUACGUUAAGACACUGUAUAAACCUCAGGUCUGACCUGCUCCUCACACCUGACUUCUACUGGGACAGAGAAAACCUGGAAAAGCUCUACGAUAAGACCUGCCAGUUUCUCAGCAUCAACCGCAGAGUCAACGUUGUAAAUGAGAAGCUUGAACAUUGUUCGCAGUUAACAGAUCUGAUGAGGAGCCACCUGAGUGAGAAGCACAGUCUGAGGUUGGAGUGGAUGAUCGUCAUACUCAUUACGAUAGAGGUCAUGUUUGAACUUGCAAAGAUGAUUUUCUAAACAGCUCCUGCAACAAUGCACACAUCUCUAAAAGGGAACUGAAAUGACAAAGACAGAAUGCU